AUGACAAAAGAUAAAGAAAAAAAUAAGGAAAAAAAGUAUACUGAUAAUAUAGACUAUUAUACAUAUAUGAAGACAGAAGAUUCUAAUAAUCAAAGAUACAAUAAUUUUGAUGAUAUGAAUGAGUUUUAUGAGUAUGAAAGAAAUGGAUAUAAUUAUAAAAUGUAUAAUGAUGAUAGGUAUUAUGAUCCUCAUCCCACUUAUGAAGGCGGAUAUACUUAUGAUGAUAGGUUUUAUAAAAAAGGCUAUCAGUAUGAUUAUCCACCAUAUCAGAAGGUGCAUAGAGAGCUGAAAAGAAAAGCUAAACAAAGAGUGUGUUCGAAUUGUUCAACUACUAGUACACCAUCUUGGAGGCGAGGAGAAAACGGGAAGUCUCUUUUAUGUAAUGCGUGCGGAUUAUAUCAAAAACUUCAUGGUCGUGCACGUCCCUACACUAUUACAUCUAGCGGUAAAACAAAGGCGCUUAAAGGUGGAUAUGAAAAGACUUUGUGUGUCAGUUGCAAUACCCCGUAUUUAAUUACAGAAUUAAAAGGAGGAACUACGCAAAUAUGUGAUAGCUGUAUUACACAAAUUAAAAAUACUAAUGAAACAGAUAUGAUGGAUUAUCAAUAUUAUAGAUAUGGAAAUUAUUACAAUUAUUAUCAUAACACCGAUGUAAAUAUUGAGAAUACAGUCGAUGUAAAUAAUACUAUAUAUGAAAAUCUACAGCGAGAGGAUGAUAAAGAACUAUAA
Vairimorpha ceranae is the source of this 729-nucleotide messenger RNA. RefSeq names its product gata zinc finger transcription factor 3. The record is from RefSeq and is a predicted model, not a curated record. Lineage: Eukaryota; Fungi; Microsporidia; Nosematidae. Gene Ontology annotation, biological process: positive regulation of transcription by RNA polymerase II; negative regulation of transcription by RNA polymerase II. Gene Ontology annotation, molecular function: RNA polymerase II cis-regulatory region sequence-specific DNA binding; zinc ion binding; DNA-binding transcription factor activity, RNA polymerase II-specific. The transcript has a single exon. Bases 1 to 729 code for a protein of 242 amino acids.